AUGUACGAAAAAGUCCUAAUUCUCUAUCAUACUUCUAACAACAAAUUCAAACAACAUCAUCAGAACAACAACUCGAGCCCACUCCACUCGGGAUCAUCCCGUAUGCGUUCUGAUUCAGCCUCCGCCACCUUCCGUCUCUACAAUCAAGCACCUCCACUCACCAUUUGGUCCAACUAUGAACAUAACUCUGUGUUGGAUCUUCUCAACGUUGCAACCGAGCAGGAAAUUAUGGCUGAUGGAGGAGCCUCUACUUCCGUGAUGAUGAAGAGUGCAAGUUCAGCAGUUGCAGGCUCAACCUCCACCAGUACUGCUCCCACUCCUCUCAUCAUCAUGAAGAGUACCAAUGUUCAUCAUCAUGAUGAAAUGGUAUACGGAGGACAAGUCUUGGCUUUGAAAGACUAG
Naegleria lovaniensis is the source of this 402-nucleotide messenger RNA. RefSeq lists its product as uncharacterized. The record is from RefSeq and is a predicted model, not a curated record. The transcript has a single exon. Lineage: Eukaryota; Heterolobosea; Eutetramitea; Acrasida; Naegleriidae. Bases 1 to 402 code for a protein of 133 amino acids.